Perkinsus marinus ATCC 50983 is the source of this 1233-nucleotide messenger RNA. RefSeq lists its product as hypothetical. The transcript has 2 exons. Bases 1 to 1233 code for a protein of 410 amino acids. Lineage: Eukaryota; Perkinsozoa; Perkinsida; Perkinsidae. The record is from RefSeq and is a predicted model, not a curated record.
AUGCGUCGGGCCAAGCGGGCAUAUUUUAACGCUAUCAAGCAGGCAAAGGUGAACCAUCUAGAGAUGGAAUUCAGCAAAAUGGAUGAGGUGGGGGUCCACAGGCGUUUCAAAACCCGCACGCCAACCGUGGCCGCUUACAAUAAAGCCGAGAUCCUCGAUCACUUUUUCGGCUUGCGGGAGCGCCCCCCACCGCUCGGACACGAGGAGAAAGACUACUCGGCAGCUGACUGUGACAGGAACUGGAAGGCUCUGGGAGGCCCCUUAGCGAACGAAGAACUAGAGACAGCUAUACGCAGCCUCAAAACUCGUAAGGCCUGCGGUCACGAUGGCAUCUUCUAUGAACAUGUGAAGUACGCAUGCCAGAAUGUGCCCUGGUUCAGCGAUGCGGUAAAAGGAGUUUUCAACUCGAUACUCAGAUUGACACAUUACCCGACGGUGUUCAAACGUGCGGACCUUUGCAUGCUGUAUAAAGCUAAUGGGCGACUUGGUCCAAAAGCGUGGCGACCGGUAGCACUGACAUCAUGUCUGGGUAAGUUUUUCGAGCUACUACUGAAACGGAGACUCCUGACGGCGCUCGGGCCUCCUCCGGAUUACGUACAUGGCUUCGUCCCUCACCGCAGCACUAUCACUGCCGUGGAGUCGAUCAUCCGUCAUCAGCAGCAACAACCUGAGGAGGCACGCACCAUAACCGUCACGUUCGAUGUCGCUGCGGCUUUCGACCGAAUUGGUCAUGCUCAUAUCGUAGCAGAGAUCACUGCCAUCACGGGAAUUUCGCAAUGGGGAGAUCUCGUGCAAUCUUACUUGCAUGGCGGGGAUGUACAUCUCGAUGGUCUCACAACCUACCGAGCAACGGGAAUUCCCCAAGGCGGGGUGCUCUCGCCCGUGUGCUUCUCGGCAUCGACGUGGCGAGUCGGAAGACGGAUCACAGAUCUCAGUGGUCCCUUCUCUAUCAAAGUGGCUAUCUAUGCGGAUGAUUUCUGCGUACGGAUUGUUGCUCUCGGUGUGAUUGGACUCUCCGCUGGUGUGAGACAGUCUCUGGGUACUCUUUCUGCGUGGUCGACCGAGGCAGAACUCGCGAUCGACCGUGAGAAAACAGAAGCACUCGCCGACUCUGAUGCGACGGCUGAUCUGCUGAAAGAAGAGCUAGCCGGUACUGACGCUCAGUUCAUCAGCGAGAGCAUUAAGAGGUCCAUCAGAUGGCUGGGACUGUCACCUGGACUUCGCCUUCGGUAA